AUGUCAUCAACAUCAUUACCACAAGAAACUCCAAGUAAAGUCUUAGCUGGAAACCUUUCAGGUCUUGACAUGUCAACCACUCAAGGUAAAUCAUUGACUGAUAAAUUAGCUGCUGAAGCAUUGGCCAAAGACGAAGCUCAAACCAUACACGAAACCAAAAACGUUUUGAAGAUGGACGUGAACAAACCAGUAACUGAAGAAGAAACUAAAGAAUACGAAAAAGAACUCGAAGCCAUGAAUGCUGAACACGAACGUUUCAUGAGCUCACAUAAAGUGCACAGACAUGAAUUGAAAGGAUUGGAAGCCGAAGAACCACUCUUGAAAGAAAACAAACGUCGUUUUGUUAUGUUCCCCAUCAGAUACCAUGAGAUUUGGCAAAUGUACAAAAAGGCUGAAGCUUCAUUCUGGACCGCUGAAGAAAUUGACUUGGGAAAAGAUCUCCAUGAUUGGAGAGAGAAAUUGAAUGAUAACGAACGUUAUUUCAUUUCUAGAAUCUUGGCCUUUUUUGCUGCUUCCGAUGGUAUUGUUAAUGAAAACUUGGUGGAGAAUUUCUCUGCAGAAGUGCAAAUCCCAGAAGCUAAAUCAUUCUAUGGUUUCCAAAUCAUGAUGGAAAACAUCCAUUCGGAAACUUACUCCUUAUUGAUUGAAACUUAUAUCAAGGAUCCAAAGGAGGCUGACUUCUUAUUCAAUGCCAUUGAAACCAUCCCACAAAUUAAAAAGAAGGCUGACUGGGCCAUCAGAUGGAUUCAAGAUUCCGAUGCAUUGUUUGCUGAGAGAUUAGUGGCUUUUGCUGCUGUUGAAGGUAUCUUUUUCAGUGGAUCAUUUGCAUCUAUUUUCUGGUUGAAAAAGAGAGGUUUGAUGCCAGGAUUGACCUUCUCCAACGAAUUGAUUUGCCGUGAUGAAGGUUUGCACACUGAUUUUGCAUGUUUAUUAUUUGCUCAUUUACAACACAGACCCGACCCCAAAAUUGUCGAAAGAAUCAUUACUGAAGCUGUUGAAAUUGAAAAGGAAUUUUUCACUGAUGCUUUGCCAGUUAGUUUGUUGGGUAUGAAUUGUAAAUUGAUGUGUCAAUACGUUGAGUUUGUUGCUGAUAGAUUGUUGGUUGCUUUGGGUAAUAAAAAAGUUUACAAUGUCACUAAUCCAUUUGAUUUUAUGGAAAAUAUCUCCUUGGCUGGUAAGACCAAUUUCUUUGAAAAGAGAGUGUCUGAUUAUCAAAAGGCAGGUGUUAUGGCCAAGAGUGAAAACAAGGAUGCCAACGCUUUUGCAUUUGAUGAAGAUUUCUAA
Messenger RNA from Lodderomyces margitis, 1284 nucleotides. It is a transcript of the gene RNR21, whose product is annotated as ribonucleotide-diphosphate reductase subunit. The record is from RefSeq and is a predicted model, not a curated record. The transcript has a single exon. Gene Ontology annotation, biological process: deoxyribonucleotide biosynthetic process. Bases 1 to 1284 code for a protein of 427 amino acids. NCBI's taxonomy places the organism in Eukaryota, Fungi, Ascomycota, Pichiomycetes, Serinales, Debaryomycetaceae. Gene Ontology annotation, molecular function: oxidoreductase activity.